AUGUCUAGCGUGCUGCAACCAGACUUUCCCAGGCUCAUACCAUUUGAUGCUCGAAGAGACUAUGUCACAUGGGCCAGAAAUGUUGAGAAUUAUUUAGCCCAGAAUGAUCUCAGCGACACAAUUGUCUCAGGCUCCAACUGCAGUAAACAGGAGAAGGCACAGGCUCUGUUUUACAUCCACCUCCAUCUGAACGAAGAUUUCAAAAACGAGUAUAUGCUCGAACGGGAUCCACUUGUUAUAUGGCAAUCUUUGAAGGAUCGCUUUGAUAGGAUGAAGGCAGUAGAGCUACCACGAGCGAAGUUGGACUGGGACUGCCUGCAUUUCAGCAAUUUUGACUCUGUGACUGCAUAUGAUUCGGCUCUGCGACGCAUAGUUUCUCAACUGAAGCUCUGUGACAAAGAAAUCACAGAUGAAGAAAUGAUCGAGAAGACUUUGUCUACCUCCCCGCCAAGAGGAGAGAGACCGUCAGGAGCUCAUGAGAAAUCAAAAUGUCAAACCAGCCCAGAGGGUGUCUUUCAAAAGGAAGAGAAGACGGGGUCAGAGUGGGAGGUUGAAUUGAGUGGCAUAUCGUCGCUUAGCCCGGGACCUGUUAAGAACUAUAUCUUUUGGUCGUCUGUCCAUGUCAGACCUACGUAUUCUUCAGUCAUCGAUUUCAUGUUUGCUUGUUGA
Messenger RNA from Miscanthus lutarioriparius, 669 nucleotides. NCBI's taxonomy places the organism in Eukaryota, Viridiplantae, Streptophyta, Magnoliopsida, Poales, Poaceae. The record is from the annotation of a GenBank genome assembly.